Cryphonectria parasitica EP155 is the source of this 1291-nucleotide messenger RNA. RefSeq names its product FAD/NAD(P)-binding domain-containing protein. Gene Ontology annotation, cellular component: cytoplasm. The coding region runs from base 119 to 1291 and encodes 390 amino acids. Gene Ontology annotation, molecular function: flavin adenine dinucleotide binding; electron-transferring-flavoprotein dehydrogenase activity. The record is from RefSeq and is a predicted model, not a curated record. Lineage: Eukaryota; Fungi; Ascomycota; Sordariomycetes; Diaporthales; Cryphonectriaceae. The transcript has a single exon.
CGAUUCUACCUUUCCCUACAACCCACCACACCUCACUCACUCGAUUUCAGACGACCAUUUCCAUUCUCAUAACCAUUUCAAUUCUUCCUUCUUACGUACAUAAGUCUCGUACGCAGCCAUGACAAAAACAGUCGUGAUCCUCGGUGCGUCCUUCGCAGGUGUCCCGAUAGCACACCAUCUCCUCGCACACCAGGUGCCGCUCAUACCAGACCUCAAAAUCAUCCUCGUCUCCCCCAACACACAUCUCUACUGGGCCCCUGCCGCGGUGCGCGGCAUCGUACCAGGCACAGGCUUCGACGACAAGCUCUUCUACCCCAUCGCCCCGGGUUUUGCAAAGUACCCUUCUGGAAAAUUCGAGUUCGUCCUCGGCACGGCUGAGGCUUUGGAUACUACAAGCAAGAUCGUGGCCGUCCGCACGACAGAGGGGGCCGCGAGGGAGAUCCCGUAUCACACGCUGGUCAUCGCAACGGGGACGAGCGCGAAGGAAGACAUGCCGUUCAAGACCAUCUCGACGACGGAGCACACGAGGGACGUGCUGCGCGACUGGCAGCACAGGAUCGAGGCCGCAAAAUCCAUCGUCGUGGCAGGCGCGGGCAUCACGGGGAUCGAGGUCGCCGGGGAGCUGGCCGAGGUGUAUGGGAAGAAAGCAGGUGGCAAGAAGAAGAUCACACUCGUCGGGGCGGACGUCCUGCCGCUGCACGACGAGAUGACCACCAGCGUUAGGCAGGCCGCCAAGAAGAGCCUGGAGAAGAUGGGUGUACAUGUCGUCCUGAAUGCCAAGGUCACAGAGGUCGAGGACAAUGCGUCGUCGGGCAAGACUCUGACCUUGUCUCUGCCCGGCGGCAAGAAGGACACUUUGGAGACCAAUGUCUUGAUCCCCACGUACGGGCUGCAGCCCAACACGUCGUUCGUCCCGGGGUCGAUGCUGGACCAUCGCGGUUUUGUAAAACAGACAAAGUUUCUCCGCGCCGAAGGCCAUGAUGACAUCUUUGUCGUCGGGGAUGUCGGCAACCUCGAGACCCCGCAGAGUAUGCACACCGAGAACCAGACCGUGCACGUUGUCAAAAGCCUUGCGGCGCAACUGAAGGGAGAGCAGGUGCCGGAAUAUACGUUCAGCAAAGAAGUAGGUUUUGGCGCCUCUCUCGGUCCGGGAGGCGGUGUCGGUCAGAUGUUUGGGUGGAAACUUCCAGGCUUCGUUAUAAAGUAUGCCAAAGGAAAGACUUUGGCGACAGACAGGGCACCUGCUUAUGUGGAGGGAAAAAGGACACUCAUGCAGAGCAAAUGGGCCUAA